AUGUCUAUUGUAUAUAUUAAUAUCUUUUUAGCUUUCACUGUAUCUCUUUUAGGUCUCCUAGUCUAUCGAUCACACCUCAUAUCCUCGCUACUAUGCUUAGAGGGCAUGAUGCUGUCUCUAUUCAUUAUAAUAACUGUAGUAAUCCUAAAUAACCACUUCACACUAGCCAACAUGACUCCAAUCAUCCUUCUAGUAUUCGCUGCCUGCGAAGCAGCCCUGGGCCUGUCCCUACUAGUAAUAGUCUCUAAUACUUACGGAACUGACUACGUACAAAAUCUGAACCUCUUGCAAUGCUAA
Molecule: messenger RNA, 297 nt
Organism: Hyaena hyaena (striped hyena)
Lineage: Eukaryota; Metazoa; Chordata; Mammalia; Carnivora; Hyaenidae
Source: the annotation of a RefSeq genome assembly